Ustilaginoidea virens is the source of this 2199-nucleotide messenger RNA. RefSeq lists its product as uncharacterized. The record is from RefSeq and is a predicted model, not a curated record. NCBI's taxonomy places the organism in Eukaryota, Fungi, Ascomycota, Sordariomycetes, Hypocreales, Clavicipitaceae. The transcript has 5 exons. Bases 1 to 2199 code for a protein of 732 amino acids. Gene Ontology annotation, molecular function: palmitoyltransferase activity; protein binding. Gene Ontology annotation, cellular component: Golgi membrane. Gene Ontology annotation, biological process: protein palmitoylation.
AUGAGCAAUUCCCAGCCGAGCAGCAAAUUUCCCUCUUCCGCGGCUGCACUUCCAAUACAGUUUGCGAAAAAGUCUUCCGCCGCAGCUCCAAAGCUCAACAGCGAGAUGGAAAUGGGCAGCCUCGCUGCUGUCGAUGGCCAGGGUGGCAGUCAUGCGACGGCCGCGGCUCCAGCAGCCCCCCCCCCUGAGAACGACAUCAUGCAGCUUGCCCGGAUAGGCGACAUUGUUGCCAUGGAGAAGUUGUUGGAGUCGGGGGACUAUGAUGCCACAUAUAGCGAUGAUGAGGGUAUCACGCCUUUGCACUGGGCCGCCAUUAACAAUCAAUACGCCAUGUGCAAGUUUCUCAUCGAGCACGGCGCCGAAGUCAACCACAAAGGGGGCGAUUCUGUUGCUACCCCUCUACAAUGGGCCGCACAACGAUGCCAUUAUUAUACCGUCAAUCUCUUGCUGCAGCACGGCGCCGAUCCUCUGAUAACCGAUGCCCAAGGCUACAAUACCCUUCACAUCUCUACUUUCAAUGGCAACGUCUUGUUGAUUGUGUUGCUGCUACAUCAAGGGAUCCCUGUUGAUGUUCUCGACACGUAUGGACAUACGUCGCUAAUGUGGGCCGCAUACAAGGGGUUCCCAUCGUGUGUGGAUGUAUUCCUACGCUGGGGCGCGAGCGUACAUGCUGCCGAUGAACAAGGCUUUACGGCUCUACACUGGGCCUUGGUCAAGGGCAACCCAGGAUGCGUUCAGAAGCUUGUUGAGUACGGAGCAGACCGGUUCGCGAAAACAGAGAACGGCAAAACACCCGCUGUGACGGCCAGCGAACUGAAGACUCAACCUGCAUGGCAUCGGGCGCUGAGGGAAUGCGGCUACGAUGAAGAGGGCAAUCCCGUAACUCCGCCUUGGCCGGGGACUAACUACUUUUUGAAGGACAAGAGGGCUUUCACGACCAAGUUCUUGUUCCUAUGGCCUUGGGUUAUGAUCUGGAGUGUGCUCAUAGUCUUGUCGCAUACGCCGGUGCUGCUUGGUGCGCCCGUGGCAGCUGGUAUUGUGUAUUGCUGUUACUGGUUUGCGACUCAGGUGUUAGAAUAUGCUCCACCGGAUAUGCGACACUUUCACAAAACACCGUGGAUGGCUGGGAUUUUUGCAGGCUCACUCUUCCUUGUUGGGACCAACUGGCUGACGACGGUCGUGUGGAGCACGAUGCGAGACGAGAGCUCGCACCUGCUCUUGAAUCUGGUAUUUGCGGCGCUUUUCAGCCUGACGACAUUUUUUUAUGCGGCUUGCAUGCGAUUUGACCCCGGAUUUGUACCCAAACUGAAUGGCAUUGCGGAGCAAAGAGCCGCCAUUGACGAGCUUCUGGCGUCGUGGAAGUUUGACGAAGCCAACUUUUGUGUUACGUGCAUGAUUCGAACGCCGCUUCGUAGCAAACAUUGCAGACGGUGCCAGCGAUGCGUGGCCAAGCAUGAUCACCAUUGCCCGUGGGUUUAUAACUGCGUCGGUAUUAACAACCAUCGACACUUUUUCCUGUAUCUUGGCUGCCUCACCCUGGGCAUUCUGGUAUACGAUUGGCUAAUCUACUACUAUUUUGGUCUGGUCUCAGCCAAGGCUUCGGAAUCGUGUGCCAUCUUUGGACCAGGGCUGUGCAGACUCAUCCAUUCCGAUGCAUACACUUUAUUCCUGACUGUGUGGGUCACGCUCCAGCUGGUCUGGGUAACCAUGCUGGUCGUCACCCAGCUCAUCCAAGUAUCUCGGGCGAUGACGACGUACGAAAACAUGACGGGUAUCCACACCCGGGAAGCCGCCACGGCACUCACAUCAACAGGGACGCCGCUCGACCCGUCGCUUGCCGCAGUCGCAGCCUCCACUGCCCCACCCUCCGGCCACUCGUCGAAACACGGUGCUAGCAUGUUGAAGCAAUGGAGCCGCAUCCUCGGCGUUGAUCCCUUCAUCGAGACUGUUACGGGCCGCGGGGCCGCCACUGGCAAGGGCCGCCGUAGGAAGAGGAAUCCCUACAGUAGGGGCUGCAUCUCCAACUGCAGGGACUUUUGGUGCGACCCUGCGCCCGUGUUUGGGCCGCGGGAAAAUGGCACCGCGGUGCUGGGGGGGGACAGGGUAGACUACACGGCCAUGUAUGAGAGCCCGACGUUGAUGCAUCUCGCGGGCAUAAGGCGGGGCGCCUACGAAGCUCUCGGGACGGAAGAAGUGUGA